Messenger RNA from Ceratotherium simum simum (southern white rhinoceros), 18933 nucleotides. The record is from RefSeq and is a predicted model, not a curated record. Lineage: Eukaryota; Metazoa; Chordata; Mammalia; Perissodactyla; Rhinocerotidae.
UUAUAUCCCUGCUCGCCUCCUUUCCAGGUAACUUCUGAAGAACUGAGCAGUAUAAUUCAUAAUAUAAUGACCUGGGUUGUGGCUGCAGUGACCAGUUUAUUAUACCCAGCCAUCAGAAAAUAUGAAGGAAGGUUGCAAAAUAUUAUAUACCCAAUGCCUGAUGACUCCACCCUGUCUUCAUAUAGUGCUAGUUGCUGUAGCAUGUGCAGUGAACCGUUUCUGUAUAAAACAAGUAAGACGUUUCAGGCAAAGCCCUGUGCAAAGGCAGCUGACAGGGCAAUAGAGCAACUGGCAGCACCUUUAAAACCAUCUCCUGCCCAUAAAGAAACAAUAGUUGUGGGAAAAACAUAUCACAGGGAAGAACAACCUAAAACCUCUGAACCUAAAUAUAAUGAGACCUUUGAAUCCUCCAAGCUUAAAAUCUGUAAAUCCGAUAGUCACCUCGCACCGAUUAAAACAGACACAAAGAAAUCUAAAGAUGCUAUCACUGAAACAGAUGGCUUAAAACGCCCACUGUCUUCUGAUGAAAAAGCAAAAGCCAUAAAUGAGAUGCAGGAGUUAAAGAAUGUUUUUGUUAACUGUAAAAAUCACCUGAAAGAGGAAACUGAGUUGAUUUUAGAAAACGUUUUUCAUGAAAUGGUGUCUGAAUUUACCCAGACCGUCCCCAUCCUUUCGUCUGUUACGGCCAAAGCCUUGGUUGGCCAAAUUGACACUGACAAAGGAGUCAUCUCCGAUGUUGAUAUCUCCUCAGCAGCUGCUGAAAUUAUGGAAAAUGUGCUUGAGAAGCUACAGGCUGAAGUUGAGACAAAAUGUACUGAGGUAUUUUCACAAGAAAAGUUGUCAGUUCACUUUAAAUCGGACUUAACAGCUAGUGGAGAACAUUUCAUUUCUCCAAAAGAAAGAACUUCAAAAGCUUCACUGCCUUACACUUUGGAGAACAUGAAUGAUAUUGCGGAGGAUAUGGUUCAUGUGAUUUUAGAAAAGCUGGCGGCUCUUGCAUCUUCUAAGCAAAAUGAACUAGCUCAUCUUGAAAUCACAGCUGAACCUGCUUAUCAGCAACACAGGAAAGAUCCAACAUAUACAUUCUUUCAAAGAGCCAGCAAAAGGAAAUCCAGUGCUGAACCUGAUGCAGCCCAUUUGAUUGGCGAAGAAGAAAUACAAAAUUUAGUAUAAAAUAUUUUUUCGCAGUCCUCUCUGGUUGGUUAUAUAGAGGAAGCAAUCAGCACCAUACUAGGUUAUAUACAAACUGGACUUAAUAAUGAAAGGCUUAUUGCAACUGAAGAAACGGUGAUCAUCCUUCAGCUACUUGAUGAUAUCUUGGCUCAGCUACAUCGGAAACCAAAGAAAACAAACGUCCUAAAGAGUAGACACCCCAGACUGAGCAGUCCUUCUGGCACUGAAGAAGAGAACAUAUUUGCCAGCCCUAGAGUAGCUAAUGGUCCUCGAUAUGGAUGCCUGUUUCCACCUAUUAAUGUUCCUGGCAUGGUCCUUUAUUCUGAAGAUGAAAAUGAAGAAAUAGACAAAAUUCUGGAAAAUGUACUGAGUUCAUCUAUCAAAGAUGAAAAAGCAAAAUUGCAAGAACAAGUUCCUGAUCACUGGUUAACAAGAGAAAAUGCUGGUUUAAAGUACAAAAGAUAUAUGAACUUACCUAUGAAGCCUGCUUAUCAAGGCAAAGUAGCGUUUCACGAUUGGGGAUUAAAGACUGACCUUCCAACUUUUAAUAAUAAGGACCAUUUUAAGGACAAGCCAUGUUUGAAUAAAGACAUUUUGCUUUUCAGCCAAGAUGAAAAGCAUCAAAUAGAAAAAGCCUCAGAAAAUAUAAUUACAAGUAUUUUAGCACAGAUGCUCAAAGACAUAUCUUCUGGGCCCUCUGGUCACUUAGAUUAUAAAAAUGGUAAAGAAGCUUCACUUCUUACCUCAGGAAAAGCACAAGAUCUGUCACAUCAAGAAUGGAUGGACCAGAUGUUCUCUGUGUCAGAAAUCCAUACAGUAGCUCAAGAAAUUGUAGAUGCUGUAUUAAAAAUACUUCACAUAGCUUCUAGUCACAUUAUUGGAUAUUCAUCAGUACAUCAGACUUCUCUAGAUGAUGCUGAUGUACCAAAUAACGAGCCAUUAGAAAUAUGGUUUGAAAGUAAAAGGGAGAUGAAAUUUUUAUCUGGACUUGGCAUAGACCCUACAAAACAUCCCUGGUUAGAACCUAGAGAAAGUGAAUCAACAUCUGAACCUGUAGUUCUCAUUAAAGAUAAGAUCAUUUAUACAAUUUUUAAGAAGCUGGACUCAAAAUUUGCCCAAAAUUGCAAAACUGCCUCAAACCAGAAAUCCAUGCUGCCCAUUUGAAGCCUGCACCUGACUGACAAGAAAUCUUUGUUUCAAUCUCACCUUAGUGCUUACACAACUAAAGUGGUAAAAAUUGUUCUGGAUACUAUCCAGAAAGAACUGAGAUAUAAAAAGAAGAAUCUAAAUCUUAGGAAGAGUGACCUUCCCAAGAACUUUAUUGAAACAGGAUAUUUUGCUGACACCGAAAAGGAAUUAGAUUCUGUUGUCACAAAGCUAAAUAAUGACAUUUUGACAAGUCCAUUAGCAACUUGUAUUUGUGAAGUAUUAAGUGGAAAUACAGAUGAUAAAAACAGUGUUCUACUCUCUUCAGAUAAGCUAAGGUCUAAAAUCUCACAUGGAACUGCUGACAUUGAUCAACAAAAACUUUUGUCUUCUCAUUGUCCUCCCAUGCAAGAGGAAGUUCACAAACGUACCAGAUUGCAGGUGUUAGAUAGAAUUGGAGAUAUCUUAUAUGACAUGUUAUGCGAGCUCAUAGGAGACCAUCCAAAUUCUCCCCUAUCUGAUGAGCAAAACAGAGAGUGAAUCAAUGAGAAUUUGAGAACAACCACUGCAUUGCAGUCUAAUAUUCAGCUCAUUUCUCAUACAAUUCUAGAAGAUAUCAUUACAAAAUUAUGUAGUGUUGAGAUGGAUCGUAUUUUCACAAAUCCAGAAUUUAAAGCUAUCUCAGAGUAUAUUGACACUGACAGCCCAUCAUUUGCUUUGCUUGUUGAGGAAAUGAACAGAUGCUCUGACAUAAUCUCCAGCAUGGUGUCCAGUGUGAUCCAGCCUGGUAGUCAAGAGGUGACUAACAACACAGGAAAAACUACUGCUCCCAAAAUAGGGACCACAAAAGAAAAGCAUCCAAAUAAACUGAAAGUCAGGGCUUCAGAUAUCUUUGAAAUGGUUUUUGCUAAAUUAGAGGGGUUUGCCAAUAGAAAUUUAGCAACUCUGGGCACUCUAAUGAAUGGAAAUAAAAAAAGCAACAAGACAUACUGGGAAAGUGAAAGUACCAACAUUUGUGCUAACACACAUAAAAAACGAUUGCAGUCUGCUUUAUAUGUGCAUGCAAAGCAAGUAUCAAGUACCAUUUUGAAGGCUAUUCAAACUGAAUUAAAUGUGAGCUUGCCAGAUUUGGAAACAUGUAUAAGCAAGCCACCACGAGAGAAACAAAUUCUUAAGAAUCUAAUCAAUUUAAUUUUAGAUGCACUGCCUACAGAUAUGUUUAAUGAAACUGAACCAGAAGAGAGAGGCAUUGAACAUUACCGAUACAGGCCAAUCUAUGGAAAUUUUCUUCCUGGAGGAGCUGACCCAGAGUCAUAUGGAGAAGAUCCUGCAGAUACAGAGAAUGAAAGUGCUGGAGAGGAAAGACCACUAGAAGAAGAAACUAAAUCAGAUUCUUUUAAGCAACAGGAACUAGAAAGAACAUUAAAAAAAUUUGAAGAAGAACUCAAAGAGCCACAAAAGUCCCCAGUUGUGCCCAUUAUAAGAAAUAUUUUGAAUGAAAUUUUUCAGAAUGAUUUAGUUGAUCAAUUAAAUGUGCUUCCUCUCCCCCAGUCCCAUUUAUAUGACAUUCCUCAUGCUGGUAAUGAGCCAGCUACUCAAACAUCUGUUCAGUCCCUGGAUAAAACAAUGGAUCCUUUAGUGUCUGAAGCAGAUGUAACUGUUGUUGCAGAUAAUGUUGUUAGAACCAUAUUUCAAAAAGUUUAUUCUGCUGUCAUGACAGACAGAAAUGCAAAUGAAAAUAGAUAUAAGACUAUCACCUUUCCAGCAAAUAUCUCUUUUCCUGAACACGCCAGUGGAGGAAAGUCUUCUGUUUAUUCUACCAUACUGGACAGAAAUCCAUGUACAUUUCAGUCCACAUUCAGUAUUAGUAAACUGACCAAAAUAAAUGUUGUUGAAGAUAUUGUACAGUCAGUAUUAACAAGUUUAGAAACAUUCGCUACUUCCAAAGUAAAAGCUCUCUUUUGUCCUCAUAUCAAUUUCACAGUUCCAAUGGCUUUACCUUUACAGCGGGAUGAGACUGCUUUAAGCCAACCAUGGUUAUCUACCAAAGAUUCAUAUUCUGAUGAUCAAUUUUCCUGUUGCUCGGUAGAUCAUAAUAAGUCAGGGAAGACCACCUCAAUAUGUCAAAUGACUGCCUCUAAAUUAAAUAUAUAUGCAACAGAAGUGGCUAGACAAAUUUUACAAGGAAUCAAACAUAAGUUAGAUAAAGAAAUAAAAAGUCCAUUCUUAACUCAUAAUGUGGUUUCUGAAAGUAUUCCAAGUCAUAUUGUUAACACAGUGUUAGAUAUUGUGUCUACUAAAGGCAAAUAUGAAAAAAACAUAUUUGACAGAGAGAUUGAUGCAGGUUGGCCAGAAGAUAUUGUUGAAAAGCUGUUCAAUAAUAGUGAUUAUCGAAAAAAACUUCAAUUUCAAAUACUAGAUACCACUGAGGGUAUCUUAAGUGACAUCUGUGAGAAAACACUAGAUGAGAAUAAUCUCCCGCUUGUUGCGUCCACUCUUAAAUGUAAUGAAAUUGGAAAACAUUUAGAAGCAAACUCUGAAACGGACCCAGAGUGUGCAAAUAAGGCUAUUCCCAUGCUUUUAGUUUCUAAAUCAUGCGUUGCUGUGAUGUCCAAUGAUAUGGUAAAUAUUGUUCUUCAAAGUCUCACUUAUGCUGUCAUGCUUGGCAUAAAUGCAAACGAUUCUAUUUCUCCAAGAUGAUCACCCCUGGCAUUUUCUGAUGAAUUUCCCAAAGCAGAGCGUCAACAAUCUCCUGUUAAGAACUCAGUGAAUGAAAGGAAAAGGGCGAGAUUUCUAUUUGCAAGAAAAGGAAGAGAUGUACAGCUGAAAUCAGCUUAUUCUGAGGAUAAUCAAAUGACUGUAUUUGAGAAACAAGACGCCAAGAAAUCUGCUCCUGACCCAUGUGAGGAAAAUGCUCACUUCAUUACUCAAACUAUUUUGAAUAGAUUAAAAUCUUUUGCCACAGAAAGAAUAGUUUUGCUACUUACUCUUGAUACUCAGACUAGAGAAAAACCAUAUGUUGGCCCAGAAUUUACAAAUUGUAAACAAGAUGAUGGCAUAUUUCUUGAAUCAAACCAAAUGCCAUCGCAUAUGAGUAGCCUGAAAAUAUCGACAGCUGAAACCAUUCUCAGUCAAGAGGUCACAGAUUACACAUUAGCUAAUCACAGGGAAAAACAUAGACCUGCAAUUCAUAUAUCAGAAGCUAGCCUUAAGGAAUAUGCUGACAUAAUCGCCAGUACCAUUUUGAUGCUUAUAAAAAAUGACGUAGACCUCGAAAUGCAAAAGAUGUAUUCAUAUCCAAACAAUACUUCAUCUCAAGAAAACAUCGUUGCGAGUGAAACUGUCAACAACAUCUUAAAGAGUUUACACGAUAAAAUAUCUUUAAAGGCAAGUAGUUUUUACUCAAAGCAGAACUCUAGCCUUUUUAUACAACCAGCUGUACAAAAUGAAAUAUUGCUGGGUCAAAGAAAGAUGGAAGACAACACUGAACUGUCUCUCUUUUCAAAAUACCCAGAUCAAAACCAAAUUAUAUCAGAAGCAGAAUACCUGAGAAGGGUUGUGGAAGAAAUAUUUAGAAUUGGAGAACCUAAAAGAAAAAAAACAACUGCUUUGUUAAGUGCAGUUAAGGAAAUUUUAAAGAAGAUGUAUCAAAGGGUAAUGGAAGACAUAGACCGUUGGCCUCCAUUUAAUGAACUCCCCUACUUUACAUCUGAUUCUAAAAUUAAAACAGCAGGAGCAGCACGAAAAAAAGGCUUGCAGUCACAUAUAAGCAGUGUUGCAAAUGAUAUAGUUGAAAGUGUUUUCAGAAAAAUGUUCUCAAUAGUUAUGACAUCCUUAUAUGAAAACAGUGAGAACAGGGGAGAAUCGGAAGCAUCUGGCAGUGAUGAAUUACUGAUGAAUCCAUCGUGCUUUAGGAGACUGAAACAAACAGAAAAAAGUAUUCCCCCUGAACAUGUGAUACCUCAAGUUUAUCCUUACACAGGCAUUAGAAGUGUCACUUCAUUGGAAAACAUCCUAUUGAAAUUUUCUCCAUUGCAAGUGGGCGAAGAAUUGGUCCAAACAGUUCUCGAAAAGAUCACAAAUUUUGCUUUACUGAAUCUAGAAGAGAGUUUGCCCCCUAAAGCUGGUCCCAAGGGCAGCCCUAAGGCAAGUUUUAGAACAAAUUUUAUAACAAAAUCAAAAAUUACCUCUUUGCCUAAAUUUAAAACAAAACCACAGCUAGGACCUAGUGGUACUAAAGCCAAAAGCAAGAUCGAGUUCGGUCCUGGAGAGAAGACUCUAAAAGGCAGCUGGUCCAAGACUGCCAUUGGGCUGCCACACCUGCGAUCAACAGGGGAUGCCAAAAACUCCUUAGUGAGACUAAAACUCCCCACAGUAGAAAAAAAAAUGUAUGCCAAGGAUAUAGUAAGCAAUAUUCUGGAAACAAUUGUGAAUGAAUUUCAAAAGGUGAGGCAAAAUAAAGCAAUGGUAAAUGUAAAUGCUUCACCUUCUGAUCAAAUUGUGACAGCAAGUGAAAUAGUUAAUGCAGUUUUGCAAGGAUUAUAUGCUAAAAAGAACAACAAUUUGGCUGACCCAAUAAAAGGCUCAUAUUCAGAUCUCAAACUUUCACAGAGGCAUUUUAGUACAAUCUCUCCUGCAAAUCCAGAAGCCCAUUUCUCUUUGGAGAAUGUUUCUCCACAGCUAAAGAAAAUCCCUAAAGAAGAUAUUUUUAAACAAAUGUUUGAUAAGUGGAAAACAGAAUCAAGUGACAUGGAAAAUGAAAAAUAUAAGCUAUUGAUGAUAGCUGAGACCGUCUUGAAUGAAAUUUCAAUGAAAGCAAAAGAAUUAGAACAAUCUGUUUCAUUUUUAAAUUUCUUACCUCUAGAGGCUUGUGAAAGCGGGUACCAUAAUUUUAAAAGAGCUGCUUCUAGAGCUGAGUGUUCUCAAGUACAAAUUAAUAUAUUUGGCCAGGAAAUUGUUGAAAAGCUAUUUGAAAAAUUAGAGUUGUGCUUCUUGACUCAGACUUCGUAAGAUAGUAAAGAAAUGCUAGAAAGCAAGAAAGAAACUACUGCCAGAAGUAAAUGUGGUUCCUUAAGAACAAACAACCUCAACAGUGUACAAACUUAUAACACAAAAUUGAAAGACCAAAAAUUGGGGGGCACUAGCCACCAAAUUGCUCAAGAAAUCAUGGAAGGGGUUCUGAACACCUUUGAGUCAUUUGCAGACCUACAGUUUAAACAUGUCUUUACAUAUUCUUUUUCUGAAAUUGUGAAAAUACCUAUUGAAAACUUUUUUGGUGUCCAACAGUAAUCAUUAAUGAAAACAAUACUGCCCAAGUUACAACCUUUGAAUAAGUUUCCUGACGAAUCUACAUCAAGUAGUAUGAUUUCCCAGGAAAAUAUUCAGAAUACCCUUCGACAGCUUCACUCAUUCCAUUCAGAACUGCUUACAUAUACUGCUAGUACUGUCAAUAACAUGCUUGGUAUAAUUAAGAACAAGCUAGACAGAGAAAAAUGCCAAGUGCAACCAUCUUUGAUUACAGUAUUUGAAGAAAAUGUUGUAGCAAGUUAGAUCAUCAGCACACUGAUGGACCAGUGUACUCAUUUCUACGAGUCAAUGAUCAAAAGCCAUGCAAAGGAGAAUCUGUUCCAAGGAACUGAAAAUGCCUGUACUGUUAAUCAGCCCGAAUUUGCAACCGGGAGGGGAAUGUCCACUUCAAAGUCAAAGGGAGUUAACUGCGAGGAUGAUCCUCCACAAAUCCCUGGCUUGCUAUUUUAUUCAGAAGAACAUAUGAAAAUAAAGGACAAGUCUUCCUCAAAUCUACCUUCGUGUGUCAGAUACUCUGCAGGAGAUAGAACUAAAACCAGAGAGCCAAUGGAAGGGCUCGAAUCAAAACUUAAACCAUCAUAUUCUAGAAGUGAAACUCAAUGCCUCAGCCACUUGGAUCAAGCUGUGAAAGGAAACAGCUCUACCCCAAAAAGCAGUCUUACAAAACUAUCUCAGAAAUCCAGUGACUCUGUGCAAGCAGCACUAGAGCACCCUAUGUCCUUCAGACAAAUGGAAGAAGGUGAAAAUCAAGGAGUGCUUCACUAUGAGCCCUCCAAACCCGUUGUUAAGCCAAACCAAAUACAGACGACCGUUUCUCCACUCAAAAUAUGUUUAGCUGCAGAAAAUAUCGUCAAUAUCAUGCUACUGAGUUAUGGCCUUCCAAGUCAAACCCCACACACUGAUGAAAGUAUAGAAACAAUGAGGCCAUUUUUUGUAUCAAAAGAAAGGCCUUCAUCUAUAAUGUCUGAAGAACAAAAGGAUAAGAAAAGCUUACUUAAAAUAUGGGAAAAAAGAAUCAGCUAUAAACCAAAGAAAAAAAACAAAAACCUUGUAGCAAGUGGAGAAGAUUUCACUUUAAUGGAAAAGUGGAAAAAUAAGUACCCAAAGUUAGAGAAAAUAGCAACUCUUGAGGAGGCUGAAGUCAUUGCUUUUGCACAUCAGGAACUGGGACAACAUGAAAUCUCUUUAGUAGCAAGAUACGUUACUAUAUCUGUGGUCACACAUUUCAAGAACUUCGAAACCAGAGGUCCUCUUGAUGAAAAAGUAUCUAUUGUUUCCACACUGUUAAAGAACAAAUAUGAAUCAAAACAGCCUCUAAGAAGCAUAAAGGGUGAUUCUUCGCUUAAAAAGUUUUGUGAGCAUCUCACUGAACUGGUUAUUUUCUAUAUAAUUUCAAGCAUUUCCGAUUUCACCAAAGAUGGUGGAAAAAAACAGAAAUCACUGGAAAACCAAGAUACAACUUUUAGCAAGGUUAUUUUAGUUUAUUCCCAAGUGUUUGAGAGUCGGUCAAUUUCUAUCAGAGGACUUGCUUUAAGCAUUUCUGAAAUCAUUAUUCGAAUCCUUUGUAAUAGUGACAUUUUAAAGGCAGACAUUACGCAACAAACGGUUUCUGUGAUAAAAUAUAUUUACUGCCCAAGAAUAGCUGUGGCUGACUUUGACGAUCUCUUUCAAGAUCUAUUAAUAAGAGUGAUCCAUGUUCUGUCCAAAGAAAUAGGAACAAAUCAUCAUCCUGACAGCAAAGGAAGAAACAAAUCACUUUCCAUGCUUAAAAGCCAUAGUUGGCCCAUUGGCAACAAAACCGAAACAAUGAAAAGACAGACAGGCCCUAGAGGUUGGAAAUCAGCUCCUAUUCACCGAAUUAAUCAACUAGUACAGAAAAAUAAACUAAAUUCUCUGGCAUGUAAGUUACAUACUCUGGUUGGUAGCCUAAAAACUCAUGAAUCCAAAGAAGUAGUCAAUAAAAUUUUCAAUAUUGUUUUUGAUUUGUUUUUGCCAGAUGAAUGCCAAAAUUGGGAUAUGGAUUCUGAUAAAAGAGAAAGAAAAAUGUUCCUAUCUUCAAAUAUCCAGCAAAGUCAUAGAAUACCUAGAAAUAACCUAGGGCUCUCCCCAAAAUCAGUUUUUCCUUUCAAUGUUGUGUGUGAGAAACUUAGAAUACUUUUGGAAGAAUGCACAACCAACAAACUCCUUACAAAUGGUACUCUUUCUGAUGAAAUAUCAGCAGAACAUCAACUGUUCAACAUACUUCAAAAUGUAGAGGAUUAUUGCAGGGGAAUAAUGGACAAUGGCUCACCAUUUGAAGGGUAUGACAUGUCAGACCUUUUUGAAAAUCUGGCAGAAAUAAAUCAAGAAUCUAUGCUUAGUAUUAUUUCCCAUAGCUUGGUAAAAUCCUUAAUGGAAAAACUGUCACAUGGUAUGCAGCGACCUCCCAGAAGUACACCUUUUACAAACAAGCAUUUAAUGUACAGGACAAGAGAGAGAAUUCCUAGUUUCCCAAAAGUGAAAAGGCCAGAAUUAAAAGAAUCAAGACAGGGUAAAGUCUCUGUAAGAUUCAUGAAUUAUGACAGCAAGCCUUUGACAGGGCCAUUGAAUAAUCUUAGGGUGGUUCAUUCCCAAAGGCAAGCCCCAUUUGGUAAGCGAUUUUCAGGAAAAGUUACCUCUCUACCUCCUCUUCGAAGAGCGAGUGAAAAGGAACUGAAUGCAACAACCAUUCUUAACAUGCAACAUCCAGGAGGCAUGAGCACAGGAGUUUACUCUGCUACGUUUCUGGAGGAAAUAAUUGCAUACAUUUUUCUCAAUCUCUCUACCUCAUUGCAGGGCAAAAAUGUAAACAUCACUGAAGCCCAGCUCAAUGAAAUAAAUAUAUUAGAUGUCAACUCUGUGGUAAAUGAGUUUAAUAAUGCUCGAGUCACUGUUUUACGGGAUGUUGAAGAAAGGAUAUGUUUUCCACCAAACUGUAAAGAAACUGUUAGUAAGAUCGUUGACUCCGUUUAUAAUGAUGUUUCAUGGGAAUAUACAUUAAGAGUCACCUGUGGCAAUCACCUGGCACAGGCUACCACCUCAAUAGCAGAACAGAUAACUAAUGGCAUACUGAAAGAGAGUUUAGAAUUCCAACUCCCAUUGUGCUUUGUAGGAAAGCUCAUGCCUAAUUCAUAUUACCCUCUCAAAGCUGAAAAUAUACUACAGAAACUUCAAAACAACCUGAGAGAACUUAAUUACCAAGGUCAACAUUCAGCAAGCUAUACUACCGUGUUAUCACACUCAUUUUUAGAAGAUGUCAUCAGAAGGCUAUUAUCUCAGCUCAGUCCUCCACCUAGCAGGGCUUCAUGCUUGGGAAAGCAAUGUUUCAUGACUUCAGAUUUUAAUGAGAUAUCCACCUGUAUAAUAGAUAAGAUUUUGUUAGCCAUUUCAAAGCAUAAGAUUUGGCUCACUGAAUAUGAUUGCCAACAUCUAUAUACAGAAAAAAACCUUCAAAAUAUGGUGGAGUCUGUUUAUAAUAUUUUGCAGAUGUCUGACUCUCUUGUGUCAAUACAGAAAAGUAUAGUAAGCCAAAGCCCGAUUAUGGUUGAUCGAAUGGCCGGUCUCAUUAUUUAAGAGAUUAUUGAAAAUCAUCUUCAGCACUUUUUGUGUGCAGAGGGCUUACCUCAUUCAAUGACUCCAUUGGAUAAAAUAUGAAAUAUGGUUAAAGAGGUUCUCAGUGACGUCACAGAGUCACACAUACCCCAGGAGCCACCAUCAUUAGGUAUGGACUUGUAUCCUAAUGCAUUUGUAGAAGAAAUUGUUGUCAGACUAUUAUCAAAGAUCUUCAACCCAAGAUAUAACACUGAGUGUGAACUGGAUAAAAUUACCCCCAAAAUAAUAAACUCAAUAAAUAACCAUUUUAACAAAGCUAAAACCUGCAUUCUUCGUGAUGACCAAGAGCAGUCUUUCCCCACUGUAGAUACAGACACUGUGGAUGAACUCGUCAAUUCAGUUUAUGAGAAUGUUCUGAAACAACAUGGACUGGACCCUGAGGUUGAUAGUAAAGAACUCAAAGACAGUGAUAUUUUUGCAGAAAAUAUUACCAAUUUAAUUGUAGCAGCUAUUUCUGAUUAUCUUUUUCAUCCACUAUUUUCUGGGGAUUUGUCGGCUUCUUCCUAUGCUACUUUAACAGCAGAGAACAUUAUUCAGAACAUCUUUAGUGGCAUCAAUGAAUCUACCAAGCCAAGCCAGCAUUUAUCUCCGUAUAACACCUUGCUGCCAUACACAUUUUUAGAAGACAUAAUCAAAGUACUCUUAUCUAGAAUCUUUCCUUCUGCAUCUAACAUGGCUCCAUACAGCAAAACUCCAAAAGAUAGAUCAGGAAUUAAUUGCAGUGAAAUCUCUUCAAAGCUAAUCAGUGACAUUAGGAUGAAAGUUUCCCAACAUGAAAUUCGAUUUUCAAAAGAUGAAGAAGAAACCAAAUCUAUUUAUUCAGAGGAUGACACUCAGCAUCUCGUUGAUUCUGUAUUCAGAAGCAUCUUGCCAAACUCUGGGUCUCAAGAAGCAGUUGAGCACGAUAUCAUAAGCAGUAACAAUGUUCUUAUUGAUAGAAUAGCAGGUUUUAUCAUUAAAAGUAUCUGUCAACAACAUCUCCAUCCAUUUGUGUGUGGAAACUCAUUACUUCCUCCAUCAUGUCCAUACUUUGAGGAUGCGAGAAGGCAACAUUUUUUUGCCAGUGUUUACUCCUCAGCAUUUUUGAAAGAUGUGAUCUCUGGGGUUUUAAGCAAAAUAUUCCACAGGGUGUUCGGUAUUGUGCAAACAAAAUCAAUAAGAGAUUUGGAAAAAGAACUGCUGGAAACAGCCGAAAAACUCGUAUAUUUGAUAACAGAAGAAUUCUCAAAAGCUCAGGUUAGCAUCCUAGAAAAUACCAUGGAACAACUGUGUUUGCCACCAGUAGAUAGAGACAUAGUGAUCAAAAUUAUUGGCACGGCAUAUAGCAAAGUUUUACAAGAAUAUGAAUUGGAAUCUGAUAAGGACUUUCUUAGUGACACAAAGACAUUGGCACAGAGGGUAACUAAAAUUAUCCUGGCUGAAGUUUUUGAUUUCCAAAUUCAUCCAGAUUUCAUAGCAAAGCUGCCUUUUAAAUCAUAUUCAAAACUCAAUACUGAUGUUUUGAUAAAGCGAGUUCAUUAUGCUAUUAGUAAAUCAAGACUCCGAAGACAGACUUGUACAAGAUAUACCACCGUAUUAUCACAACAUUUGGAAAAAAUUGUCACUCAGGUUUUAUCUCAGAUAAGUCCAUUGAACUGCAGUGCAGAAGAUCCAGACCUUUUGCAAUCAGACUUCAGCAACACAGUUGUGAGACUGAUCGAUGAAAUCAUGUCAAUAAUUUCUAAACAUGCAAUAUGCAUUAUUAAACAUGGAAAUGCAAAACAAAAUGUGAUUUCAGGAAAAGGCAGCCAGGCUAUGCUUGAUGCCAUUUAUACUGAUAUUUCUCAUUCAAAUCUAUACCAGUCUCUUACAAAAGGUAAAAAAGGCAUAAGUAAUAUACCUGUUACAAAAAUAGUGAGUUAUAUAAUAAAAGAAAUAUUUAACCAUCAUCUUGAGUUAUUUUUAUCUGGAGUUAACACUCUUCCUUCAGGUACAGUGGAUCAAACUUAACAGAGAGCAAUAGAGCCUAAACAAAGAGAAUUAUCUUUCAUUGUGAACUCGGCUGUCUUUUUGGAGGAAGUAAUUUCUGAGCUUUUAUGCAAAAUCCUUUAUGUAUUCUCACAUAAUGUCUUGGCUGCCGAAAACCCAGGUAAAGCAAAAGCCAACAUUACUGACGUUGUUACAUUAGUAAAAUCAAUUGUGCUGGAGUUCACCACAUCACAGAUUUUAGUUUCAGAUCACUUGGAUGGAAAUCUGUAUUUUUCAGAGGGAUAUAAAGAAAUGGUUAAAAAAACUGUCAACCUAAUUUAUGAAAAAAUAUUAGAUGACUAUAAAUCUCUGAUUCAUAUUUAUAGAUCUAUACAAAGUGAUGCUGUCAGCUUUGGAAAAAUAAUAUAUUAUUUGCUCCUCAGAGAAAUUUAUGAUUAUCAGGUGGAGUCAUUAGUUUUGGGAUAAUUAGCAACGUCUUCCUAUUCUUCCCUCCAGGAUGAGAAGAUCAUCAGAAAUGUGCUCGACACCAUCAAUGAUGGUAGCCAUGUCUUGCCAUCAUGCAUCACUGUAUUGUCUCGUUCCCUUUUAGAAGAUAUGAUUUACAAGCUUCUUGCAUAUAUAUUCCCUUCCUCUGAGACUGAAACGGAACUAAAUGAGGAAGAGGUGCCACCAGAUUACGAGUUUGUAAAUGCAGCUUCAAAACUGACUGAGGAAAUUAUAACAGAAGUUUCUGAACAUGAGAUUAGACUUGCCACAGCAGAAGAACAUGUGGAAAAUAUGCAAUUAGGAGCAAUUGAGAACUUCACUGAUUCCAUAUGUAAUAAUAUUAUUAAAAAGUUUAAAUUCAAAGAUGAAGCACAGAAAGAUACAUGCAAAAACGGAGGCUCGUUCCUCAGGAGAAUAGCUGGUUUCAUUAUAAAGGAAAUUUUGGACCACUGUCUGCAGCCAUUUUUACAUGAUGAAGAAUCAUCUCCCAGUGACUUACCCGAAAAUGCCCAUGUCAUUGAACUCUUGAAUCCUGGUAAAGAAAAAACACAGUCCUUCCCACAGUCUUCUGUGUAUUCUGCUACAUUUUUGGAAGAUGUCAUAAUUGACCUUGUUCACAAAUUUUAUACACUCCCAAGUAUUGCUUAAAAUCCUAAGGACAAAGAGAUAUCAGAAAGAGACCUCAUGGGUACAGCUAUAAAAUUUGCCAAUGCCCUGAUAGGGGAAUUGAAAAGUGAAAUUAAAGUUCUAGCAAAUGCUGAAGAAAUGUUUUCAUUUCCACCAAUAGAUAAAGAGACAGUCAAUAAAGUAUCUGAUUCUGUGUAUGAUAAGGUCAUAGAAAUAUAUGGACCUAACAAUGUUCAGAAAGAUGAUAGAAGUAGCAUUGUUAUAGAGAUGAUUGCUGCUUUAGCCAAGAAGGCAGUCUCUGCUUUCAAGAUUCAACCACUUUUUUCGGGAGACUGGUCUUCCACCUUCUCAUUUCUAGCUGUGGAUAACAUCAUCCAAAGAGUUCAACACCAACCAUAUAAAACCUUUACAAAGAUAAACAGAAGCUUGAAGGGGAACCCUGUUUCUCCACCAGAACAAUUAUCUACACUUACUCCUCUUACCUCAGGCCUGAAAGACAAAAUGGACACUUUGGAAAUAGGUAGAGGAGCACUUAAUGGAAAAGAGAAUUUCAAAAAGGAGGAGACUAUGUUAAAUAGGAGCAGCAUCCAUGAGCCAAUCUGUGCCACUAUAACUGGCAUUACAAAGAGCAAAGUAACUACCCUAGCAUCAGGGUUAGCUGAAGGUAUGGCAAAUAAAAAGAAAGGGGAUGAAAAGAAAAAGGAAAGUCUAAUUGGAAAAGGUAAUGAGAAGGUAUCAAAAGUUACGAGUGCAAAAAGUAAAAAUACUCAGGGGCCAGAUGUGCGUACAGGACUUACAAAGAAUGAAAUCAAGAAAAAAGAUAGCUUGGCUAGAAAAGAUGAGAAAGGGCAAGGUGGUGUGGUAUAGCAAUGUCUCUCACCAGUUACCAAUGAUACAAAAAAGAAGAAGGUUGUCCUGGAACGAGAUUUAAAAGUAGAUUAUAAAAAGAAGAGUGACAAGAAAAGAGAAAAUUCAUUAGAAAAAGAGGAUAGAUCUUUUGAAUCACCACCUCUGAAAUCCAAGGUGAGAAGUAGAGAGAUCCAAGAGAAGAGAGAUUCGCCAGCUUACAGAGUUACAGAUGACAAACAGAUCUUGCAUCCUAAACAUGUCCAAAAUGUCACUGAAAGCAUUUAGAAAUAGAAAUUUAUAGAAUUUAAAGAAAUAUCUUCUAUCCAAGGACCGGUUGAUGAUUCAAAACCCCCAAAUCCUCUAGGUGAUAAAGCAGCAUCUGUAACUCAAGCAGAUGGCAAGGGUUUUGCACAGCCUGCUUCAAUGAAUUCAGCUAAACAAAAUCCUCCUGCAAAAGAGGAAGAGAAUGAGAAAAGUAAAGAUAAAGAGAAUACAAGUCAACCUAGUAAAUCAGACAGUCCUCAGAACCUAUCAGACAAUAACCCCAGGAUUUUCCCUGCUAACUUUUUAGAAGAUGUUAUCUCUGAAAUAGUUAACAAAUUGAUUUUUUAUUCCUCACCAGGUAUAGAUGACACAUGUCAAAAUGUAAUCAAUAAUGGAAAUCAAUCUGAGCUCUAUGACACAGCUAUGAAACUGAUUGACUCCCUGUUAAAGGAGUUUUCAGAUGCUCAAAUUAAAGUAUUAAACCCAGAUCAAGUAAGGCAGCUCCUCCUAUCUGCAGAUACAGUUUUAUCAGUUCAUAAAGUACCUCUCAGGCAAAAAGAACCAUCUGUGGAUCAAGAAGCUCAUGAGAAAAAAAUAAUUAUGGAUAAAAUACCACCCAUACAUAAAAUGGCACCUGCAACUAAAACACCUUCUUUAGAUGAGGCACCUUUUACGGAUAAAAUACCAUCAGUCGAUAAAACGUCAGUCAAUAAGAUUGUUCACUCUUCUAUAUGCAAUAUUUUGAAGGAUUAUAGAUCUCAAUACUCCAUUUGUAAGGACAUAAAUAGCAAUGGUGAAAAUUUAGCAAGAAGGCUAGCUAAUGCAGUAAUAGAUGAAAUUUUUCAGCAUCAGCUAAACUUGCUACUUUAUGAUGAGGUUCCAGCUUCAGUAAGUUUGCCUCUAGAAUCUAAAGAGAUUAUGAAAAAGGUCCAUAAGGUGGCCCAAACAGCCUGCAAAGAAUGUCAAACAUCAUCGCCAUAUACCAUAAUGCAGCCUUAUGAAUUUUUAGAAAGUAUAAUUUCUUCUCUUCUAUCAAAAAUUUUGUCAACAGUGGCUAACGCCAAAACAGAAAUUUCUGAGGAUAAUUUGUACCCAGAACUGGAUUUUCUUCAAAUCAAGUUAGUAAGUACAAUUAUGACAGAGAUCUCCAACGAUGAAGAUAUGAUUAUACAGUAUGUAGAAUCCUUACAUCCUAAUGAUUAUGAAAUUAUUCAAUUAGUAGUUCAGACUAUUUAUAAUAAUCUCUUGCCACAAUUUGGAUCUCAAGAGAGCAUACAAAAUUGUGUCAACAGUGGUUGCAAAAUCCUUUCAGAAACCAUAGAAUUAGUUGUACAGGAAGUAGCUGGCAAUCAGUUGCAGAACUAUUUUUCUGGAGAGCUAACGCCACAUCAACGUACAGAAAUUGACAAUGUUGUUGAAAAUAUCCGUAAAGAUGUUAUCCACACUGGAGUUCCGCAGCCUCAACCAUCAUGGGCUUACAAACUGCCUUUUAACAUAAUAGAAGAAAUUGCUGUAAAUUUUUUGUCAAAGCUUUUAUCUAUGUUUCCAAAAGCAGAUAAGGAACCAAACAAUUCUCUAAGUGCUGAAAUGCAAAAAAUAAUCUCAAAAAUCUUAAGUUCAUUCCAAGAAUAUAUCUUUAAAAGUCAGAUUAUAGUAGUACCACAGGCCAAAGAAUCACCCACUAUAUCUUUAGCAGACAGUGCAACUAUUGAAAAAGUAGUUACUUCUGUUUACAACAGUGUUUUAAAGUGCUCUGGCUGCCAUAGUUCAGUGUAUAAAGAUUUAAUGGGUAAGAGCAAUGUCCUCUCUGAUAUAAUAGGAUUUUUAAUGGUGAAGGAAAUUUCCAAUUCACAAUUUCAUCCUCAAGUAGAGGAAGAAGCAUCAAGUUCAGAGUUAGUUCUGGAAGCUGUCAAAAUUAUGGAAAAAGUGGUUAAGAUUAUUGAUGACCUUAAGUCGAAGAAAAAGCCUUCAUCCGAAAAAGAGGCUAUGUUAGACGCCAGGUUUUUAGAAGAAACACUGGCCUUAUUCUUGGCUAAACUAGUAAAGUUGCCAAGUGCCUCAAGCAAAGAUGCUAAAAACUUAUCAAAGCCUGAGUUAAAUAAAAUUGCAUCUCAAUUGACGAAAUCUGUGACAGCUGAAAUUUCCAGAAACAAUAUUAGUGUUGUAGCUGCUAAUCCUGACAAAAACUUUUUAAGUCCAGAAAGCAUAGAAAUUAUUUCUCAGGUGGUUGAUUCAGUUUAUAAUCAUGUACUACAACAAUCUGGAACACACGAAGAACUUUAUCAUGACAUGAAAGGUACAAACAACGUCUUUCCUAAAGAGGUGGCUUCUUUAAUUAUCAGUAAAGUUUCAAAUUAUCCUUUAGAAACAAUUAGCCCAAAAGAUUCACGUGCUGAUCUCUUUGGCCAUCUGGACACUGGUCGAAUUGUUGAAAAGGCACAUGUGCAUGCUGUUAAAAUGGAACCUGAGCUAGAGCAAAAAGAGUUAGAUCAAGAUUUAAGUGAAGAGGAACUUCCAAUUAAAAUAAUUCCUCACCGUAGGAAACGACCAAUCAAUAUCGAUCCAGACAUUGUUGCAGAACACUUAGGAGUUAUUUCUAUAAAAACCCAACCUCUUGAGAAACUGCAGAUGGAGUGUUAAGCUAGAACUGGACAUAGCAUUGAAGCACUGAGAAGGAUGUCAAUAAGUGGAAACAGUUACCCCACAGAUGCAUCUGAUGCAGGAAAGAGAAAGAGAGAAAAACGCAGCUCAUUGGAUAAGGCUGGAUGACUGAAUGUAAAGCCCUUCGAGAUUGCUAGUAGGAAUUCAUUUCAGAAUUUAAUAAAGCCCGACAUCACCAAAGUGGAGCUUUUAAAAGAUGUCCAAAGCACAAAAGAUCUUAUCAUUCGUUUGGUAGCUCAUAAUAUUGAUCGAGAAAAUUCAAAAAAUAAAGUAGAAGAGACUUUAACUUCUGAUGAAGAUGAAGUUGUUUUACAAGAGGUUGUAAAUGAAAAAUUUCCAGAAGGCCCAUUUGAAGAUCAAGUGAAAGAAGACGUGAAGCCCAUUGCAAGCACAGUGGCUUUUCCCAAGCCACUGAUGAGCCAGAGCAAUCUGAAAAAAUUUUUGUUACUAGUAAAAUGUUGUCAUCCCAAAUCCAGUCUAACUACAACAAAUGUUGAAGCAUCACCAGCUCAACGGACAGAAUCUGAGGAGACACAAAAAAGAAGAAUUGUUUCUAAGGUUGAUGUGACUACCUCAAAACCCUCGACUGACACAGACUCUUGCUUUUGGGAGAAAAAGACACCACUAAGUAUGGAAGAAAUGAAAUCUAGUACCGAACCGAUAGAUUUCUUCGCAUUUAGAAAUCUGAGUUCAUGCUCAUAUGAUGAAGAGGAUCUGCCGUCAUUUUCUAGGUAUAGUCAGUUAAAGCAAUACGAGUUGGCUAAGAAAAUAGAAGUCUGGAAUAAAAAGUAUGUUGAUGGCAAGAAUGGGCCCCUCAGAUAA